AUGUGGUCAAAAGGAAAUCCAAAUUUUUGUGAGACACUAAGUUCUUUGAUCUCAAAAACAAGGGAACUAAGCUUAUUUAUCCUAAAGAUGGUUGUGGAGGGCUUUGGCCUUCCAGAAAAAGGCACCAUGGCCAUAAUAUUCCACAAUGAAGUCCAAGGUUUGCAGGUGUUAACAAAAUCGGGCAAUUGGGCUAAUGUAAAUAUUCCUCCAAAUGGUUUUAUUGUACUUGUUGGUGGUAUGUUGAAGGCAUGGAGCAAUGGGAGAAUCCAAGCACCAAAACACAGAGUGGUGACAAGAGGAGACAAAGAGAGAUUGUCAUUUAUUCUUUUUGCUGUGCCAAAUCAAGAAACACUCAUUAAGGUGCCAUCUGAAUUGGUAAAUGAAGAUCACCCUCUUCGUUACAAGCCCUUCAAAUAUGAGCCUAGGAGUUAA
Messenger RNA from Vicia faba (fava bean), 432 nucleotides. NCBI's taxonomy places the organism in Eukaryota, Viridiplantae, Streptophyta, Magnoliopsida, Fabales, Fabaceae. The record is from the annotation of a GenBank genome assembly.